AUGGGGAACAGCCCCUCGGUGCCCUGCCCACUGCGGCGCCCACUGCCGCUCCCCCACUACCCAAUCCCACUGCCCCAAUCCAUCAACUUGUUCUCACUCUCCGAUCCCCCUGAUGCGUCCACUACCCCAUCCCAAUGCCCCAUCCCACUGCCCCAUCCCACAUCCCCCAGUGCUCUGUCACCAUCCACCACCCCGUUCCCACGCCUACAACACAUUGCUCCGCCCACUGCCACGCCCGCACAGCACAAUCCCUCUACCUCUGGACCUCUGGGCCAUCACUCCCCCAACUCACUGCUGCCCGCAUCCCCCCCAACUCACUGCCGCCCCGCACUGUUCGACUCACCACGGUCCCGCCCUAUAGCCCCUCCUACUCUCCUGUCCCCAACGCCCCAACAUCCACUGCCACAGCCACUGUCUCCACCAUCUGGCAGCCUGAGGUACCAUAGCUUCUUCCCUACCUCUCCACCCCACCCAUCUGCUCUGACCAGUGCUGCCAGUGGGGAAUUAUGUGCCUCCUGCGCCAGUCACUUCUGCCCCGGUGAAUCUGAACUCCUGGACCAACGUUUCACCGUCCACACCCAUCGCACCCUGAGGCCACACCCACUGUACUAUGAAACCACGCCCAUCAUCCAAAACACCAGACUCCUCGUUCCUGAGACCACGUUCCUAGGGCAGACUGUACUAAGGCACACCCGCUUCACACCAUUUCUACCCAUAGAACGGAAGCCUAAUCUUUGCCCACCCUCUGCCUUCCUGGAGGUGGUGGCCAGGGGAGACCUAGUGUCCAGGCUGUUCCAGGAGACACAGCCCCAGACCUUCAUGCCCUGGGUGGAACUGAAUGAUGAGUCCUGGCAUUGA
Peromyscus leucopus (white-footed mouse) is the source of this 858-nucleotide messenger RNA. RefSeq names its product extensin. NCBI's taxonomy places the organism in Eukaryota, Metazoa, Chordata, Mammalia, Rodentia, Cricetidae. The record is from RefSeq and is a predicted model, not a curated record. The transcript has 2 exons. Bases 1 to 858 code for a protein of 285 amino acids.